Molecule: messenger RNA, 1614 nt
Organism: Spirodela intermedia
Lineage: Eukaryota; Viridiplantae; Streptophyta; Magnoliopsida; Alismatales; Araceae
Source: the annotation of a GenBank genome assembly
AUGGCACUGAUUGACGAUGUUCCCUACAUUGCACUUCAAACUCGACUAGUAGAACUAGUAUCCUACAAGCGUGAUCAUCUUGUCACGACUGAAGUGACCGGCAAGACCUUUGGCGUGACACUCCAAAGUGAGGAAGUCUCGGAGAGAAGUGCGGGGUAUGCACAAUCUAUUCUUAAAGAAUAGAUAUCCAUAUGUCAAAAGUUAGUCUGGGUGCUUGUGUGUCGUCCCAAGCUCAAGGCCAUAGUUGGGGGAAUCUACAUAUGAGUCCUUUAAGGACUCAAAUCUGGUAACCUGCACCUUCACCAAAUUGAGAAGGUGGGUUCGGCAACUCAAGGCAUCAGCAAUCACAAUAUCAAUGCCCUUCUUGUGCCGAAUGACGAAUGUGUAGUCUUGAAGAUACUUGACGUGACUCAGUCGUUGUAUAUUAAAUCACGCAAAUAUAAAAUUUAUAAAACUAGAAAAUACGAAUUUUCAAAUAUUUAGAAGUAUUUCAAAAUAAAUAUAUCAAUUAUAAUUCAAUAAAAAUCCCAAAAAUAGUGGUAAUUUUCCAGAUCGAUCACAGGGAUGUAAUAUAAUAUCUGGUAAUUAUUCAGAAUUUUUCUCAAUGAGUAUGAUUUUCUUACGAAUUUUAUACUAGGAAAUAAAAAGGAAAUAUAUUUAAAAUUCACAAAAAAAGAGGAAAUAAGGGUGCGGACGUCAGAAUGAUGUCAGCGCCCGGCGAACGCGAAUCAGGCGGAAAUAGAGUUCCGCCCGGCGAUUCUUACGUAGGCGAUUACAGACGACUCAAUUAAUCAAAUUAAGAUCUGUAAAAGCCGGAAGAAUCGUAGUUGAACGAAGUAUAGUUUGGUAAAUAAAAAUCAACAAAGUAUCACUAAAUGAAGCGUAAAUUAAAUUGAAAGCAGGAAAACAGAAUUCCGGCGUCGCGACGGCGACGCGUCGGCGAUGCACCGGAAUCCUGAGCGUUCGGGAGGAUCGUCGUGCAGUGUCCACGGCCUCGAAGGCUCUCCUUGGACAAAGACGACGUGGGCAAUCUCUAGAUAAAGCAGGAAAACAGAGUUCCAGCGUCGCGACGGCGACGCGUCGGCGAUGCACCGGAAUCCUGAGCGUUCGGGAGGGUCGUCAUGCAGUGUCCACGGCCUCAAAGGCUCUCCUUGGACAAAGACGACGUGGGCAAUCUCUAGAUAAAGCAGGAAAACAGAGUUCCGGCGUCGCGACGGCGACGCAUCGGCGAUGCACCGGAAUCCUGAGCGUUCGGGAGGGUCGUCGUGCAGUGUCCACGGCCUCGAAGGCUCUCCUUGGACAAAGACGACGUGGGCAAUCUUUAGAUCUUCUCGCGAAGUCUAGAGACCAAUGAAGUGGGUUGUCAAAUCGUCUCCGGCGGCUGUCACCCGGCGGAGCGGAAAAACGGCGACUUUGCGGCUCUCCGGCGGCUGUCACCCGACAGAGAGGGGCUGGAUGGAGGUGAGGCGUGUGUUAGGGAGCUUCAUCCUCAGGUCCGCGCAGCAAGAGGAGGCUCUUCAUCGCAUCUGGUACGCUCUCAGGAGGUGGCGACUGGUCUCCCGGCGGAUCGUCCUCUUCCCGACGACGGCUUGUUCGUCGAUCAAUCGGAGAUGA